Messenger RNA from Neofelis nebulosa (Clouded leopard), 1156 nucleotides. Its product is annotated as C-type lectin domain family 1 member B-like. The transcript has 5 exons. Bases 338 to 889 code for a protein of 183 amino acids. NCBI's taxonomy places the organism in Eukaryota, Metazoa, Chordata, Mammalia, Carnivora, Felidae. The record is from RefSeq and is a predicted model, not a curated record.
GAUAUAAAUGUAGAUUUUUAGGUGAGGCUGGAAUAUAUCCUUUUUAAAAAUUUGGCAAUGAAUUCAGUUAUUUUAAACACAGCAAGAGCUUAACAUAACAAGCUUGUAAGCAUAGUGGACCAUUAUUAACCAUCUGUUAAAAGGUAGUACAAAGAAAAACUGAAAUAAAGUUUUUCCUAAUAUUCGCAGAUAAACAUUUACUUUGCUUAUGUCAGAUGAACAUGCUUACCAUUCAUGCAGCUGUCCCUGUUACUUCAUGAUGAAUACUGUCAUUUUUUGUGCCUCAUGGACUAUUGCGUAGGAAUUGAGCCGUGUUUUUUGACUGCAGCCCUCAGAAAUGAGCGAGGAGAGAGUAACAUACACAGAGCUGAAAUCAGUCCAUUCAAGGCAACAGGACAAAAGACGUCCAAUGGUUAAAAGGAGAGGAUUUCCAUGGCAUAUCGUUGCAUUAACCCUGGGAUUUCUAUGUUUAUGCCUCCUGCUGGGGAUCACAGGCUUAGGAUAUAUGUUUUCUCACAGGUGUUCUGGAGAAAUCGGGCAAGAUAUGAAAGAACCAGAAGACAAGAAUGCUUCCUUAGCAGAGGUUGAAGAUCGCUUAAUUUUACUACCCACUACAGCAUGGAAUGAAGACGAUGACACAUUUCAAGGAAACUGGUACUGCCGUGGAAAAAGCUGUUACCACUUUUCAAAAGAGGAGAAAACUUGGGAGAGGAGCAUGGUGUCAUGCCAAGAUCUGCAGUCUAGUCUCCUGAAGAUUGAUACUAAAGAGGAGCAAGUCCUUAUUCAAUCAAAAAUAAAACACAAUCAUUGGAUUGGAUUAAGUAGGGUUCAAGAAGGCAGGUAUCCCUGGCAAUGGCUGGAUGGCUCACCCCUAUCUCAGAAGCUGUAAGUUUUCAUUUCAUGGCCUUUCUCCCUUUACUGCUCAGUAACGGAGUGGUAGAUUAUUGGUGAAGAAGAGGAACAGAUCCUUGGGGACUUAGGGAAUAUCGUUCAUUCCAUUUGAUCUUGCUUCUUAGAUUGGCAACCGAAUGCAAAUCUGAGACCUCACUAGACCCAAAGAGCAUGGUGUAUUCCAUGUUCUUUAAUGGAAAGUCCUGCCAAACCUAGUGAAAUGGCAUUUUGCUUUUGUAUCUUGUAUGUCCUAUGAUACAAGCAU